Brienomyrus brachyistius is the source of this 5852-nucleotide messenger RNA. RefSeq names its product potassium voltage-gated channel subfamily A member 2. Gene Ontology annotation, molecular function: protein binding; delayed rectifier potassium channel activity. The record is from RefSeq and is a predicted model, not a curated record. Gene Ontology annotation, cellular component: dendrite; axon terminus; juxtaparanode region of axon. The transcript has 3 exons. Gene Ontology annotation, biological process: potassium ion transmembrane transport; protein homooligomerization. NCBI's taxonomy places the organism in Eukaryota, Metazoa, Chordata, Actinopteri, Osteoglossiformes, Mormyridae. Bases 733 to 2220 code for a protein of 495 amino acids.
ACAGUGCAGACGGGAGAUCGCUGCCUGGGCUUCGUGCUGUCUCUCUGCAUGCAGAGCAAAGCCCAACUGCACACCCCGACUUCUUUUACCACAGGUCUCAUCCCAGUUUAUGGAAAAAGGAGGAAAAAGUCAGAGUUUCGACUCAAAUUCCAUACAUAUGCGGCACUGUUGAUUUAUAUAACGAAGGAAAAUCAAAUGCCAGGGUUCAUCCAAGACCACAUCUGCCACUGCUCGCUGUUGGCGGCGUCGCAUCUAAGGACACCGGGGGCGUCAGUUUUUGCUGAUCUCUGCAUCUCUGCGUUGUUUUAGGCGGCGACCUGAGAGGGGGAAAGGGCGAAUCGCAAAGGGUGCACGCUUUUUGAAACCUAGUGCAACUUGUUGUGGGAACGGGGACUCGCCGCAUCGCCCCCCUCCCCUUCCCUAUCAGCAGCAUAACGCGGCGGCUGCGGGCAGUUGAUGGUGUUACUGCAUAGCAGCACCUGCAAUGUAUGGCUGGGAGCGGAGGCACUUGUGCUCCAUGCGUGCAUAACGCCGAGAUACGAGGCACGGCGGCUUUACCAUCUGCACUGAUGUUUUUCUGAGAAGGCGGCAUCCCCAGGGACCCUGCGAGCAUUACCGGGUUUACGUGAAGGUGAAGCUUGACCCAGGUGUCUUUUCUGUGUCGAGGUUGUUUUUUAUAAUCCGCUGAGGUCCCUGUGCUGGGCUCCGGCCUCACACCCCCCCCUCUCUGAGAUGACGGUGGCUACUGGGGACUCUGCAGAUGAGGCAGCAGCCCAUCCCGGUCAACCUCAGGACACCUACAACCCUGAGGCUGAUCACGAGUGCUGUGAGAGGGUUGUCAUCAACGUGUCGGGCCUGCGCUUCGAGACGCAGCUGAAAACUCUGUCCCAGUUCCCCGAAACCCUACUGGGGGACCCUAAGAAGAGGAUGCGCUACUUCGACCCCCUGAGGAACGAGUACUUCUUCGACAGGAACCGGCCCAGCUUCGAUGCCAUCCUCUACUACUACCAGUCAGGGGGCAGGCUGCGACGGCCCGUUAACGUCACGCUGGACAUCUUCUCGGAGGAGAUCCGCUUCUACGAGUUGGGCGAGGAGGCCAUUGAGAUUUUUCGUGAAGAUGAAGGAUUUAUCAAGGAAGAGGAGAAGCCGCUGCCUGACAACGAGUUUCAGAGACAGGUGUGGUUGCUGUUCGAGUAUCCCGAGAGCUCAGGCCCAGCCAGGAUUAUCGCUAUCAUAUCCGUGAUGGUCAUCCUUAUCUCUAUUGUCAGCUUCUGUCUGGAGACCCUGCCCGUUUUCCGCAAUGAGGAGGAGGAGAUGCACAAGGCCUACCAGCCCUUCUCCAACACCACCUCCGGCUAUCACACAACCUACUUCACUGACCCAUUCUUUAUUUUAGAGACGCUUUGUAUCAUCUGGUUCUCAUUUGAGUUCCUGGUACGUUUCUUUGCCUGCCCCAGCAAGGCGGGCUUCUUCGUCAACAUUAUGAACAUCAUUGACAUUGUAGCCAUCAUUCCCUAUUUCAUUACACUCGGAACUGAGCUGGCCGAGAAACCAGAGGAUGGUCAGCAAGGGCAGCAGGCUAUGUCCCUAGCUAUUCUCAGAGUCAUCAGGUUGGUCAGAGUUUUCCGAAUCUUCAAGCUGUCCCGACACUCUAAAGGGUUGCAGAUCUUAGGCCAGACCCUGAAAGCCAGCAUGCGUGAGCUAGGCCUGCUUAUCUUCUUCCUCUUCAUCGGAGUCAUACUCUUCUCCAGUGCUGUCUACUUUGCCGAGGCAGAUGAAGCAGACUCCCAGUUCAUCAGCAUCCCUGAUGCUUUUUGGUGGGCAGUUGUCUCUAUGACUACAGUUGGCUACGGUGAUAUGGUUCCCACCACCAUCGGAGGCAAGAUUGUGGGAUCCCUCUGUGCCAUCGCCGGCGUGCUGACCAUCGCACUGCCUGUGCCAGUCAUCGUCUCCAACUUCAAUUACUUCUACCAUCGUGAGACAGAAGGUGAAGAGCAGGCACAGUAUCUGCAGGUCACCAGUGUCCCAAAGAUGGAUUCCACCGAGGACCUGAAGAAGAGUCGAAGCGGCUCCAUGAUGAGCAAGUCUGACUACAUGGAGAUCCAGGAAGCGGUGAACAACAGCAGCGAGGACUUCCGGGAGGAGAACCUCAAGACGGCUAAUUGCACUCUGGCCAACACCAACUAUGUCAACAUCACAAAGAUGCUAACAGAUGUAUAACCACUCUGUUCAGUUACGUUGAUGGCAGGGGACUGGGAUCUGAGGAAAAUGGCGGGACCUUCCUGCUUUGUGUGGCUCAGGCCCCAGGUGGAUAUCGGAAGCCGGGAGCAGAAGAUCAGUAGAGCGGACCCUACUGUACACCCCACAAAAACCCUCCCCCUUCCUUAUUCUUCAUUCUGUCCAAACUGCCAGAAUAUUCUGCAUACUUCUUAUGGUGUCUGCAUGGAGUUAGUCUUUUCUAUGUGACUGUUAAGUAGAUCAUAUCCUGCUUGCAAUGGUAGCUAAACAAGUAGCUAAUUAGAGAAUUAAACUUACCACAUAAGGAUUCCACUCUCUGUCCUCCCCGCCCCCCAACCCCAAAUUCUGACCUCUCCUGUACUCUAUCCCAAGCCGCAUCUUCAUCAUCCCCUACCUUGCCCUCUGAGGCUGGUGGCGUUUUUUAUUCACUUCCAAAGAAUACUGUUACUGCCCUUCAUUUAACGACUCCCUUCACAUUUUUUGUGAAAAAUAUUGAGCGGAACAACCGGAAGGAAACAUAUAUCCCUCUUGAGGAUUUUUGCACAGGGAACUUCCGCUGCAGUGACUUGCUGCCCACCGAUUCUCUAAAGAAUGUGUGUUGCCCACGUUAUGGAACGGGCAAUCAAAAGCACCCACAGGGUGCUCGUCCAACAGGGAUGACUCACGGCGGCACUGGAAUAUAGCUGAAAACCUCGGCCCUGUUAUUUGUGUUUUUUAGUUUUUUUUUUACUGCAGUGUGUCUUCCGUUGAGGAAGUCAUGGAUGGAUGUCACGCCUCUUCUCUCACUGCAGAGAAAGGGUUUAAAGACUAGAGUGAAUGUCUCUCUCAUUUAUUUAUUUGUAUCUGCCGAUACACUUCCUGCAGCUGGUCCUUGACUGAACCUGUACUCCUUCCUCUCAUAGCCAAGGGUCCUCUAAGUAUGGUGGGCUACAGUGCCCACCGCCCCACCCCACCCCCCGACAGUAUGUCACAACCAAACACAAGGGAGCGAUAUGGCUAAAGAUAAAGGAGAACUUGCACAGAUUAGUUUAUAUUUCAGGCAGAUUGCCUGGCAUCCUGCUAAUGUUCUUUCACACCCCAAAUCACUACAUCCUGCACCAUGAACAUUGUCCUCAAGUCUUCCAUACAUCAUUUCAUAUAGAGCAUUAUAUUGUUUGAGGCUGCUGUUCUUAUAAUAUAGCAGACCUAUACCGCGUGUUGUAACAUCUUACGCUGUGACGCCACAGCUUAAGUAAGUUUCUGACUGACUUUUAGGUCGCCAAAGAUGGACUCACUGCCUUUUGACACAUGUCUGUCUUGGAUGAAAUGACCCAUCGAUGUUUGACUCAACCUCUGGCAGGAGUGGGUCUUGUGUCACCAGUGGAACCCUUUAAACUGACUUUAAACUCAUUUCUUGAAGAAAAGCAUCUUUCCAGUGCAUGACGUGACAUCCAUUGCAGCAUGCAUUUUCAUAUAAAUACCACUUAAGCUACAUAUAAAUAUUCGUAUCACCAUUAACUCUUUUUGUCUCUCAGGCCCUAACAUUAUGUGCAAUAUACUGUCUUUUUAUUGUUAGAUUUUUGCAACCUUUUUAUGUACUUUUUAUGCAUUUGUAGGUCACCUUUAGGAUCUUCCAAUGGAGAGGUUGUUCAUUUCACCAUGUCGGAUGGGAGUCAUGUGAUCUAAUGGGCGCUGUCAUGUAGGUCAUAUGAUCAUGAAGCCGAGCUGUCAGGAUCUGAGGUGUGAAAACAGGUUUCCCCUUUCCCACAAUGCAUCACCUGUGAGACCCCUGAAGCAUUGCAUCAUAUUGGCUGUGUGUCCACUUCUCACAGCCUUUCUCAUGCCUUUGACGUUAUGAAAAACCAAACAUGCUUGGUUCCCCAAUCUGUUGGUUCUUCUGCAUUUGUGAAUGUAUGUAUCACAUUCUGCUGAUAUGGCAUUGGGUUGUAUUUUCACUAAUCUCAUUCCAUUCCACGGAACCUUGGCUGUGCUGGGUUUCUGGUUUACUGAUCAUGAUUUAAUGUAUACUGAAUAAUACGUCCACAAUUUUACGUGCAAUACAGCCUCUUACCUACUGGUGCCCAUAAGGAACAAUCAUUACGUAGCACUUAGGACACGCAGAGCCAGCUUGUGGUUAUUUUUAGGGUACACGAUGGGUCAUAUUGGUGGUGCUUUUUGUUCUAGUUGAGUUUCCGUACCUCCUUUCUGCUGUCCCACCUCUUUUUGUAUUCAUGUUACGGAAGCACAACUGGACCAAGUCUGGGUCCGACCUAGAUAUCCAUGGAAGACCCCAAAGACCAAGGCGAACUAUGACAUGGACCAAUGAAUGCGAAAAGGAACAUACUGGCCAUUCCUAUCUUUAAAUAAAUAAGCUUUAUGGGUGGGACCUGUACCCAGAACUUAGUGCUGCUGUUGACUUUUUGAUACAGUUUCUGUAACUGCUCGACUGCAAUCUGGAUGCAUAUCGAAGAAUUCAUCCAUAAAUGGAGCGAGUUUAUCUUAGCCUGUAUAAGUAGUUGUAUAUACAGGUUAAGGACUUUGACCAUUGUUUAUCACGUGUUGCUUUUGUUGUCCGGGUGGUGCAGAAAUUGAGCUUUGUACAGCUUCUGCUAUGUACAGUAACACCCGUUGGUAAUGCACUCUUAGGUACCCUCCAUACCCUGGUAAUCCAGUAUAAAUAGCAAACACUAUAGUGGUUAGGUUUAGGUCGGCAUACUCUGGACAAAACAACAGAAGCUCUUGCAUGUGAACGUCACCAUGGAAGUUACUGUUAUCUAUGUUUCCUCGGCGAAAGAUGGAGACUCGGGCCUUUCCUGUUGCAGCAUCUGUUUCUUCCUCAGUUGGGAGCAGAUUGGAGGAGUGUGACUCCCCACUGCUUCUGAAGCUUCCUCAGAACAUUCCGGAGCAAGCAAUGGGCAGGGCCUUACAUGGACUGGCACCACCUCCCAUGCACAGUACUAGAUAGAGGAUGGUGCCUAGUUGUAUAUUUUACAAGCAGGAUCUUGUUUGUGUGACUGCGUGUAUGUAUGAGAGAGGAAUAAGGAUAUGCAUACUAAAAAUGUGUGUGUGUGUGUGUGUGUGUGAAACAGCUGCUGUUUUAUUCUGACUCUGUGGCAUGUAUGGUUUUCCUGAUGCUCCCAGGCAGUUCUUGCUUCGGGGGGGGGCACUGUUGACUUAGCAGUGCCAGGAUCAGUUAGGCCCGUCGCCCAAUGGGCCCGUCACCCAAACCUGCAGCUAAAGACUUUCACAGGUGACUCAAGAAAGCUACAUCCCCCAUGGAGAGCAAGUGCAGAGCCGGUCAACCGGUUUGUCCAUCAGAACCCAAGUUCGCGCUCACAUCGAGGAUCCCCCUGGAGACCCCCCCAGAUGAAGGUGACCUGACUUCCAAUAAUAUAUGUACAGAGCAGACUUCUUUUUUUCUAAAAUAAAGAAAAAAUAAAAAGAGAAGAAAUGAAUACGUUUACGCCACAUGUCUGAGGAUGUCACCCCGGAUAUGACUGCCGACGAUAUACUGCACAGGGACUACAGGAAACCCUAAAAGACGAUUGGAGAGACACUGGAGUCUAAAGUUAUCUAGUCCUUCCGAGUUAUAACUGUCAUAUGAAUAAUAUCAAUAACAAUGAUGAUGAUAAUAA